AUCGUCAGUGAGCGUUUGUUCUUAGCGAUGACAGCCGCUGCCGCGCUCUGGCUGCUCGGCGUGGUCUGCGGGCUAGCCGCCCUUUCGACGGUCGGUGCCGCGGCCGCCCCCGGCUCCAGGCCCACCCCUGCCCCCACCCAAGCCCCUGCUAUUACCGCCCCUGAAGCGCUUGCGCUCAGCACCGGGGGAGCGGCUCCACUUGAUGAUUCCAGCAGUGGCUAUCUGAGUCCUCGGAACAACAGUGCUGAUCGGCAGUUGUCGACGUCCGAACAGCGCAGCCACAGCCCUGACAAGGACGCCCUGGCAGCAGCCACCCCUAUCGGAGGCAAUGCCGCGCCCGCCGAAGGCGUCGCCAUGGACAAGGCCGAGGAUGCCCCCCAGUGCGAGGACAACUCGGAAGACGCGCUCUUCCCGGGCAGCCUCUUCGACCAGACGCAGCUUCGGCAAGGCGCUGUCAUAAUUUACUUCAUUUUUGCGUUCUACGGCUUCUGCGUGAUUGCCAUGGUGUGCGAGAAUUACUUCCUGCCCACCGUCGAGAUCAUCUGCGAAGAGCUGGGCCUGUCACCGGACAUCGCGGCCGCCACCUUCAUGUCGCUGGCGUCUUCCGCCCCCGAGCUGUUCGUCAACGUGGUGACCACCUUCCUGACCAAGAGCACCAUGGGCGUGGGGACCACAGUGGGAAGCGCUACCUUCAACGUGCUGGGCCUCGCCUCCUUCAUCGGGCUGGCCUCGCGGGCGCCCAUCGAGAUCCGGGCCGGCCCCGUGGUGCGGGACUCGCUGCUGUACGUGUCCGCCAUCGCCAUCACGACGUGCGUGGUCAUCGACGGCGUGGUGCAGUGGUACGAGGCUCUGGCCAUGGUGAUGUGCUCGCUCGCCUACAUGCUCUUCAUGUUCUCGCACCACUGGCUGGCGCGCUGGGCGCGCUCGCUCAUCUCGCGCUCAGACUCCACCGUCGUGCUGACCACGAGCAAGGCUGGCGCUGGGGUGCGCGACGAGGAGAUUGCUUCGGUGGGCUCGGACUCGACAGCGGACGUGGCCGUCGUGAUAAAGUCGGCACCCGGGGACGCGGCGUUCGCGCCGACCCUGUCCGAGACGAAAGGGGACCCUGCGCUCGCGCCCCAGCUCAGCAUCACCGACGAAGGGUCGCAGGGGUGCCUCGCCUGCCUGCGGCGCGCCUCUGAGCGCGUAUGGUGCGUGGUGUCCUGGCCUGUGGGCAUCGCACUCGCCCUCACCAUCAUCGACAGCAAGAACCCCAAACUACGGCGCUUCUACAUCCUAACCUUUAUCCUGUGCGUCGUCUGGAUCGCCCUGGCCGCCUACAUUGUGUCAUGGAUGCUGGCCGUCAUUGGAAACACGCUCGGAAUCUCUGACGCAGUCAUGGGCAUCACGCUGCUGGCUGCCGGAGGCAGCACCCCCGAGGCGGUGAGCGCCAUCAUCAUGUCGAGGAAAGGUGUCGGGUCGGUGGGCAUCGCCAACGGGCUGGGCGCCAACACGCUCAACAUGCUGAUGAACCUGGGCGCGCCCUGGCUGGUGCGCUCACUGCUCUAUCCGGACUCGCCCUGGACUGUGCUCUCCCGCGGCCUCACCUUCGACCUGGCGGCCCUGGUGAGCGCCGUCGUGGUCCUCAACGUCAUCCUCCUGACGUCGCGCUACCGCCUCGGCCGUGCUCAGGGCAUUUGCACCUUUGGAAUCUACCUCCUCUUCAUCGUCAUGCUCUGCCUCAUCGAGCUCAACGUCUUCGGCUGGCUCCCCGUGUUAAACUGCAGCAGCUCGUGAACCUCAUAGGCGUAGGCUGGACUUGCAAAGAAUGCGUUAGUGUUGGUAUUUUUGUUAGCUUUUCUGUUCUAUGCCAGUGAGGUGUCAUUUUUCUGACAGUUUUGAAUUUGAAGAGUAGAAGAAUUUAACAUAAUGGCUAUCGUGCGUGUGCGUAAACUGUCGUCGUAACAUCGAAAAGCUAUGCUAAUGAUAGCAUUUCUAUUUAUUUAUUAUUUUUUAAAAAAGCGGCUAGCCUUUUAUGACUCAAUAGCCCGCUCUUAGCACCUCAUGUUUAAGUCAAUGUCUGUGAUAUGCCCUGCAAUGUGCAAUGUAAAAAUAGCACCCUAGGGUAUUGGUAAUUAGUUUUCUAUUAAUUCGUCGCGUAUAUGUUUUGUCUGUCACAUCCAUCCCCAUACCCGUGUCAGAGACACACGUCUCAUUACCCGCUUAACAUGGGUUGGUAGUUAUUGUUUUCAUUCAUAGAGAACGUUUUAGAAUAAUUUUUUUGAAGCGCACUUCUACUGUGGACCUGGAUGCUCAAAACUCAUUUUAUAAUUGUGAAGCCCGCCCGUGGCAACUGUGAGAUGGCGGGUCCACUCAAGACUUGCAAGGGCCUAUCUUUCGCACAGUCGAAGCCACACCCGGCCUCGCCACCAGACACGGGACACAGGCUAGUCACGGUGGUAAGGGCCAUUGCACUUGGCUGGACACGUGCAUUGUGUUGUAAUGUAGUCGGAGAUGGGUGCGCGGGCGAAGGAAUGACGACCGCAAUGCCCACGUGGCCAGGCAUUUACAGUAUGUAGAGAGAAUCAUAUCUUAUAAACUCCUGGCUUUCAGUUCUCUGAUAUGGCUAAUUUUAAACUUACAUUGUGUAAAAUGCGCGCCUGUGGUGAGUGUGUGAGUGUGUGUGAGCGCGCCCGAGUGUGUGAGUGUUACAGUGUGGAGUAUGUAUAUUAUGGUGUGUGAAAAGUAAAAUUAUUUUCCAUAGUGUGUUGUACCGGGUGUUUCAGAGCAAACCCCAGUGUUGCGGAUUUGCCGAGGGAUUUGCCCACUCCCUUCGCCGCCGUUAGGCACCGUAGUCCUGCGGCUCUAGCGUGUAUGGAAUGCGGCAACAUUCUAGAGUCUGCUCUGGCACACUCGGCACCCGUUUUUGAAUUGAAGCAGUAAUGGAUGAACUGAAGGCCUGCUGUAAGUAAAGCUGUGUUUAGUUUGGAACCAAAGUACGAGGUCGUCCUGAACCUGCCUCUUUCAUGCUAAGAACAGAACGCAGAGUACAGUGUCGUGCAAGUACACAAAAAAAUGCUAUGGUAGAACCUUUUCUAGACUUGGUACCCCAAUAAUUAGAGCACGGCUUCUCCGCGUGCUCGGCAAUCCGUUACAAAUUUUAGAAAUUGCACGGAAUCACGGGAAAGAAAAUCAGCAGCAAUUACUCUUAUUAUUUUUACCGUGUAUAAUUAGUCCUUUCAUUACUGAUUCGGAGGCCCACGUGGCGGCAACUAUGCUACAGGAUUAAAAAUACGUUAAUCUGCCGGAAACAUGUAAGGCGUCUGUGUACAUACUUUUUUAAACAAAAUGCUUCAUCGGAACUAUUUCA
Messenger RNA from Frankliniella occidentalis (western flower thrips), 3349 nucleotides. Its product is annotated as probable sodium/potassium/calcium exchanger CG1090. Gene Ontology annotation, biological process: calcium ion transmembrane transport; intracellular calcium ion homeostasis. The record is from RefSeq and is a predicted model, not a curated record. Gene Ontology annotation, molecular function: calcium channel activity; calcium, potassium:sodium antiporter activity. Bases 28 to 1776 code for a protein of 582 amino acids. Gene Ontology annotation, cellular component: membrane. Lineage: Eukaryota; Metazoa; Arthropoda; Insecta; Thysanoptera; Thripidae. The transcript is spliced from 7 exons.